UUGAUACCCGCCCUAGCUAGGGUUUCCCCCCCUCUUUUCAGUCUCACCGUUCGUCACUGUGAAUCGCCAAAAUGUCGAUGUCAAAGAGUUCCAAAAUGCUUCAGUUCAUCAACUACAGGAUGCGGGUCACCAUCCAAGACGGCCGGCAGCUGGUGGGCAAAUUCAUGGCUUUCGAUCGGCACAUGAAUCUCGUCCUCGGCGACUGCGAGGAGUUCCGCAAGCUUCCUCCUGCUAAAGGAAAGAAAAAUCCCAGCAUCAACGAGGAACGAGAAGAUCGUCGAACGCUUGGCCUUGUUCUUCUCCGUGGUGAAGAGGUUAUCUCUAUGACCGUCGAAGGUCCUCCUCCUCCCGAAGAGUCUCGUUCCAAGUCCGCCGGCGCUAAUGCCGUUCCUGGCCCUGGUAUUGGUCGUGCUGCUGGCCGUGGGAUCCCUACUGGUCCUCUCGUUCAAGCGCAGCCUGGUCUUGCUGGGCCCGUUCGUGGCGUUGGCGGUCCUGCUCCUGGGAUGAUGCAGCCUCAGAUCUCUCGCCCGCCGGUUCCGCAACUCUCGGCUCCGCCCAUGUCUUACCCUGCUCCUAGUGGAGGUCCGCCUGUGAUCCGGCCGCCUGGGCAAAUGCCACCAGGGGCUUACCCUGGUCAGCCACAAGCACCUCAGAUGCAACGUGGCCCGCCUCCAUCGGUACCACCACCGGCUUUUGGAGUAAGGCCACCACAGCAAUACCAAGUCCCACCACCACAAUUUGGUCAGAGGCCGAUGGUUCCACCUCCAGGACCAAUGAUGAGAGGACCUCCUGGUCCGCCACCUCCGAGGCCUGGAAUGCCUGCUCCACCUCCACCACGCCCUGGAAUGCCUCCGCCGCCAGGAGCUGUACCUGUUUUCGGGCCACCACGCCCCGGAAUGCCACCUCCUCCCCAAAACCAGCAGCAGAAUCAGCAGCAGUAGGAGUGCUUUUGAUUUGGUACGACAUAUUUCAACUCCCAAGUGCUUCUAUGGUCUAUUUUGCUGGAAUGAUAGAUGGUAUUUAGCCGGCAAUAAUGUGUAACUAGUUUAGUCAUUUAUGAAGCUGAGCUGAGUCUUCUAAAGAGAUAAAAAAAUGCAGGUUUUCUUCAUUUCAUAUAUUUGUGUAAACUUAUGUUGAGUCUUGGAGAGAACUUCACCAAGAAUGUUUAUUAUGUUCAACUUGUAUGCUUCCUUUAUCUUUAAUCUAAACUUUGUAGUUUCAUUUUUAAGA
Molecule: messenger RNA, 1230 nt
Organism: Hibiscus syriacus
Lineage: Eukaryota; Viridiplantae; Streptophyta; Magnoliopsida; Malvales; Malvaceae
Product: small nuclear ribonucleoprotein-associated protein B-like
Exons: 1
Coding region: 72-941 (289 amino acids)
Biological process (GO): mRNA splicing, via spliceosome
Cellular component (GO): U1 snRNP; cytoplasm; U2-type prespliceosome
Molecular function (GO): RNA binding
Source: RefSeq, a predicted model, not a curated record